This is a messenger RNA of Misgurnus anguillicaudatus (oriental weatherfish), 3186 nucleotides long. Lineage: Eukaryota; Metazoa; Chordata; Actinopteri; Cypriniformes; Cobitidae. The record is from RefSeq and is a predicted model, not a curated record.
GCGUAGAAUGAGGGGAUAAAGAGUGGCGGGUUUAUGGUUGUAGGCGACGAUGAUGAACGCUUCUCUAGCAAACAUUUGAUCAUGCUAACCGGCCUUGCGUAGAAAGACCUAAUUGAGAAAGUGGAACCGCUGUCUUUAUUUCUACAUUUCAACAUUUGAAUUAACCUUUAUCUAACUAAAACUACGGAGAAGGCUCUAUUGUACGGUCAUCGUUCGCGCGUCCUUGUUUUGGAUUUUUGAUAGGUUCCGCUUCAGACUUUCUCACUUUACCGACAUGUUUCGCUUGCAGUCCCUGGCAGCUCGGUCACUGAUCGCCGGAGCUCUUGAUCAGUAUACUCCUUUGACACUCAAAUCUUUACCGAGUCUCAAUGGGGUGAGACACAAAUCUCAAGGUCCCUCCGUAGAGAAGUACGGACAGAUGCGCUUCAGCACCGCCGAGGCUAAAAUUGAUGCUGGGCUUUUUAAUGGAAAAAUGCGGGAGAGGAUUCUCAGCAUGGAGACAUUGAACCCGCAGGUGAAGGCUGUGGAGUAUGCGGUGAGAGGACCCAUUGUCAUUAAAGCUGGAGAAAUAGAGAGAGGCUUGGAGGAGGGCAGUACAAAACCCUUCUCUGAGGUCAUCAAAGCCAAUAUUGGUGAUGCACAUGCCAUGGGACAGCAACCAAUCACCUUCCUCAGACAGGUGGUGGCUCUCUGUACAUUCCCUGAACUGAUGGACAGCCCCAGUUUCCCAGAGGAUGCAAAAUGGAGAGCACGGCGUAUCCUGCAGGGCUGUGGCGGAUACAGUCUUGGGUCCUAUAGUGCAAGCCAGGGUGUAGAGUGCAUCCGUAAAGACAUUGCAGCAUAUAUUGAGCAAAGAGAUGAGGGAGUGCCUUCCAAUUGGGAAGACAUUUUUCUCACCACCGGUGCGAGUGAUGGCAUUAUGACUAUUCUGAGACUACUGGUGUCCGGAAAAGGCAGUUCUCGUACUGGUGUAAUGAUCCCCAUCCCUCAAUACCCGCUCUAUUCAGCUGCCAUCUCAGAGAUGGAUGCAGUGCAGGUCAACUACUACUUGGAUGAAGAUAACUGCUGGGCCCUUGACAUCAAUGAACUUCACAGAGCCUAUCAGGCUGCUAAACAGCACUGCCAACCUCGUGUCAUUUGUAUCAUCAACCCUGGAAACCCAACUGGUCAAGUCCAGAGUAAAAAAUGCAUUGAAGAAGUCUUGCACUUUGCCCAUCAGGAGAAUCUCUUCGUUUUGUCAGAUGAGGUCUACCAGGACAAUGUGUAUGCUUCUGACUGUCAGUUCCACUCCUUCAAGAAGGUGCUAUAUGAGAUGGGCCCUGAGUACUUCAACAGUGUGGAGCUCGUCUCUUUCCAUUCUACCUCCAAAGGGUACACUGGAGAGUGUGGUUUCAGGGGUGGAUAUAUGGAGGUGAUCAACAUGGAUCCAGAGGUCAAGGCCCAACUAGUAAAGCUUUUAUCAGUGAGACUGUGCCCUCCCUUGGCUGGCCAGGCUGCCAUGGAUGUCAUUGUCAACCCUCCACAACCAGAUGAGCCCUCAUUUAAGCAAUUUUACCAGGAGAAAACUGCAGUGCUGGGAGCUUUAGCAGAGAAAGCUAAACUGACUGAGCAAAUCCUGAAUGCAGUUCCAGGAAUUAAGUGCAAUCCCGUCCAAGGAGCCAUGUACGCUUUCCCCCGCAUCUUUAUUCCUCCUAAAGCAGUGGAAGAAGCCAAUGCUUUAGGAAUGAAACCAGACAUGUUCUACUGCCUGAGGUUGCUGGAAGAGACCGGAAUCUGUGUUGUUCCUGGUAGCGGCUUUGGGCAGAAAGAUGGAACAUACCAUUUCAGAAUGACGAUCCUGCCGUCCACAGAGAAGCUGAAGGUGCUCCUUGCCAAAGUUCAUGAUUUCCAAGUCAAGUUCUUGCAAGAAUUUUCUGCUUUGGAGCAGCUACAGAGAUAAUAUAAGUUGGCCAAGCCCAGCACGACAACUUGAACUAAUUUUUGUUAACUUAAAUUAAUAACAACAAAGGUAGUGUUAAGGGCCUUGCGUGCUAAGUUUAUUUUUUGUUUUAUACAUGAUUUUAGGAGAUUAUGGCCAUGUUAUUUUUUGGUAGAUAUACUUUUGCAAGGUGGUUUAACCCAAAUGUAACACUAAGAUUAAUUUUUUUAUGUAGAUGCAUGUAUUCUGGUUUUAAUUUGUUCUUAAAUUGUUCAUUUGUAAACCAUGUGCAUGGUGAACAAACACACACAUGAGAUUAGACAACAAUGACUGCAAAUUUUUCACAAAACUGUAGUCUGGCCACUUCAGCAAUUAUUUGCACAUAAGAUUGUGUUGCCAUAUCCUCUAGGUCCGCUGCAAUUUCUGACUAUUCUUGUAUUUUUGAAUACUUCAAAACAUGAAAUGAUUUAGCUGAUACAUUUCAUUUUUUCACUUUGAUAGUAGAUUUUUUUGUGAGCGGAAAAGGAUGUUUAUGACUGAAAUUCUGAAGGUACGUCAUAUGGGUGAGAUUUUGAAAAGUUUACAGGGAGGAACUUUUUAUUAUGUCGGUUGUCCUCACCUUAGUUGCACUCAUUGCCAUGCAAUGUACAUGUUUUAUUUAAAAAUGAGAAACUUAAUUGCAAGUGAAGGUUCUGUUGGCAUCUUUGACCCAUGUUUACUGUAUAUAUGUUGCAUCAUGGGCAUUUGAAAACAUUGACUGAAGCAUGUGUUGGGGAAAGUUAUGUUGAAAGUUCUGGACUGUGACUAAUUUUACUAAUGUAUUUUCUCCAGGUUUAGCAAAGUAAAUGUUACACUUAAUCGUAGUCCCGUUUAAAAUAAGGUUGAUUUCAGAGAGUAAUUUGUGCCAAAGUUGCAAAUUCUGUUUUUUAACCUAAAUUAUCUAUUUUAAAUCUCAAUUUUAAAGGACUCUGUCAUUUUUUUUGUCAAAGUCAUUAACAGUAAAUUGUGUUAAUGUAGCAUCUUGGGCUUUAAUAUUUUAUUUUAUAUGAGGUGCCUUUACUCCUCCUUUAUCUGUGAGCUUUUAAUGUAUAGAUUUUCCCUUCAUGCAGUGCUCGUAAUAUUGAAAUGGUUCCUUUUUAUAGCUUGUUUCUUCCAUGUACUUUGUUUACAGAUUUUUGAAAAUACAGUACUAAAAGUCAAAACGCACAGGGGCUACAUCUGUUACAUUUGCGAGUUGUUGUUUUUUUAAUAAAGACGACAAAUUAUAA